UUAAUUCGGCCAAUGGUGUUAGAGCAAAGUUAGAAAGGAGGGCGUGCCGGGUUUCGAGGGGUGGGCGGAGUCAGGGACACGUUUAUAUUUAGAUGCCUGCGUCAAUACCUGGGCCGUAUCAAGGCUGCUGACAGGAGCAAUUUAAUUUUUUUUUCCACGCCAAACGAAGACCUCCCAGGCAGGACUGGUGGGCUGCCUGUCCUCUUCGUGACGUUUUCCCGACUGCUUUAUACAUUUCAAGACAUCAAGUGUGACCGGAGCGAAAACGGACUUAAACGAAUAAGACGAAAAACGACCUUCUCUAAAUUCCGCAAUCAUGAUGUCCAUGAACAGCAAGCAAGCUUUCAGCAUGCAUCCGAUUCUCCACGAGCCCAAAUACACACCUCUGCACUCCAGCUCGGAGGCGAUCCGACGGGCAUGUCUGCCCACACCAUCGCUGCAGGGAAACAUCUUCGCCGGUUUUGAUGAAACGCUGCUGCAGAGAGCCGAGGCUCUGGCCGCGGUGGACAUUGUGACCCAGAAGAGCCACCCGUUCAAGCCAGACGCCACGUACCACACCAUGACCACGAUGACAAGCAUGACAGGCACCCCCACGUCCUCCCCGGCGCACCUGCACCACCCGUCCGUGCUCACGUCUCAUCAUCACGCACACCACCCGCACCACCACCAGCCGGCUCAAGGUCUCGAGGGCGACCUGCUCGAGCACCUCUCCCCCGCCAUCUCGCUCGGUGGCAUGCCGACCGCCGCGGACGUAGCCUCGGGCGCGUCGCACGCACACUCGCACAUGGCCGCGGCCAUCAACCACGCGCAGCACCAUCACCACCCGCACUCGCAGGCCGUAAACGUGCACCACCCGCACCACGCCCUGGCCGCGCACGCGUCCCUCGCCAGCGCCAGUGUAGUGUCUGGGGACGCCGAGCCAGACCCCCGCGAGCUCGAGGCGUUCGCCGAGCGCUUUAAGCAGCGUCGCAUUAAGCUCGGCGUCACCCAGGCAGAUGUGGGCGCCGCGCUUGCUAACCUCAAGAUACCCGGAGUUGGGUGCCUGAGUCAGAGCACGAUCUGUCGCUUCGAGUCGCUCACGCUCUCCCACAACAACAUGGUGGCCCUGAAACCCAUCCUCGAAGCGUGGCUCGAGGAGGCCGAGAGGGCGCAGCGCGAGAAGAUGGCCAAGCCCGAGAUCUUCAGUGGCGGCGACAAAAAGCGCAAGCGCACAUCCAUCGCGGCGCCGGAGAAACGUUCGCUCGAGGCCUACUUCGCAGUGCAGCCGCGUCCCUCUUCCGAAAAGAUCGCCGCCAUCGCCGAGAAGCUCGACCUGAAAAAGAACGUGGUGCGCGUGUGGUUCUGCAACCAGCGGCAAAAACAGAAACGCAUGAAGUUCUCAGCGACGCACUGAACAAAACGCGCUCAUUUUAAUGGACAUCGAGGAAGACUCAGACAUCCCCAAUCUAAAAACAAAACAAAACAAACAAAAACAAAACAAAAACAAAAACAAAACCACGGGUCAGAUAGAGCUCUCAAGAGGGCGGACCGGGUCCUGUCGGGAUGUGAGCAUGCAGGAGCGCAAAUCCACUCAUGGCGACACGAAGAGAAGAAAAACACUCUGAAACUGGACGAAAGGAAAGAAACGAAUCACUUAUUGUACAAAAAAAUGGAAAUAGAAUAAUAACAUAUUCUCUUAAAUAACUCUUUUAUAUCGAUUCAUGUACAUAUCUGUGAAUACAUCACACCUCUGUGAAGAUCACUUCGUCCUUUUAGGUUAUUUUCUUUUUCUUUUCUUUUUUUUUCGAGAAAAAAAAGAAGAAAGGGUUUAAAAAGUUUGCCAUUAAAAACUUUUAAUGUCAUUCAGUGUGUUUCGGAGGAAGGGACUCUAUCUCAGUUACAAGACGGAAUUCCUGUCAUCCGUUGCAUGGUUUACUUUAGGGCGCUUUUAUUAUUUGAAACUCCCCGGUCUGAACGCAUCGCAAUAAGAGAGAAAAACGCACAGGCGAACACACACACACACACACACAUACACACUACCAAACUCACAUAAGGCCCCAGUCUGUGUCUACCUCAUGAUCCUGACACAUCUUUAGCCAUUCUGGAAAUAUGGUAUAAUAAAAAUAAAUUUUAAAAAGCGGCUUUCAAAUUUGGCAUCUUGUUUUAAAGGAGCACAGAAUGCUAAAAACAGAUUGUGGUAUGUCUCAGCUAAUUUAACUGCAACGAUGCUUUGACAAUCAAGUGGUUAGAAUAAUGAAGGGCCCUCUAUGUCUUCAUCUAAAAUCUGAUAUAUGGACAUAUGUUCUCAUAUUAUUAUUAUUAUUAUUAUUAUUAUUAUUUUUAUUGGGCCUGUGGAUAGAAACAUGGAGUCACUGCAUUCUGAAAAGUUCAUUGCACUUUGUAGAUAUUGUUGAGAUACCAAUUUUUGACUUAUUUAUAUUUCAAAAAAAAUGAUUUUUAUUGUUUUUUUUUCCUUUUUUUCGUAUUUACUUAUUUAUUUGACAUUAAUUUAUUUUGAAGUUGGCAUAUUUUUCAUUUGUGAAAGUGUGUUUAAAUUUGUGUCUGUGUAAGCGACAGAAAAAAAGUCAAAUAAA
Molecule: messenger RNA, 2573 nt
Organism: Hemibagrus wyckioides
Lineage: Eukaryota; Metazoa; Chordata; Actinopteri; Siluriformes; Bagridae
Gene: pou4f4
Product: POU class 4 homeobox 4
Exons: 2
Coding region: 317-1393 (358 amino acids)
Biological process (GO): regulation of transcription by RNA polymerase II
Molecular function (GO): RNA polymerase II cis-regulatory region sequence-specific DNA binding; DNA-binding transcription factor activity, RNA polymerase II-specific
Source: RefSeq, a predicted model, not a curated record